GACACUUAAUGGACUAAUGCUGCAAUAGAUUGUUUACUCUUCUCUCUUUACUGGAUUAUAACGGUUUUGAAAACUGUCAAUAAUUUUGAUUUUUUUUAUUUGUAUCGUGUAAUUAUAUGCUAAGUUUAAAAAUAGUCCAUGGAUCAUUAAUUAUAUGAUAAAUGCUUGCUUUUUUUAGGACGUGGUGGUAUGCUGGCUAAGUCACUUCAGAGACAGUUUAUGGCCAAAGGUAUUUCCACAACAGAACCACUUCCAAAGACCAGUCUGCUUCUUGAGAAAACUUAAAACUAGUCCUCGUCUUCACAAACAGCCCAGACGUAAAAGAUGGUUGGCAUGAAACCCACUGAAGUGGCGCCCUCUGCGGCGGUUAAGUUCUUCGGAGCAGGCACGGCAGCCUGCAUUGCUGACCUCAUCACCUUUCCAUUGGACACUGCCAAAGUUAGACUACAGAUCCAAGGAGAGGCUCAGAAAGUUGAAUGGUCCAAUGCAGUGAAGUAUCGGGGAGUGUUUGGUACCAUCACCACCAUGGUGCGCACUGAGGGGGCUAGGAGUCUUUACAAUGGACUGGUGGCUGGACUCCAGAGGCAGAUGAGCUUCGCCUCGGUCCGUAUUGGCCUUUAUGACUCCAUGAAGCAAUUCUACACUCGAGGCACUGAGAGUGCUGGGAUUGUGGUUCGGCUCAUGGCGGGUUGUACCACAGGAGCAAUGGCUGUGGCUUUUGCACAACCAACAGAUGUGGUGAAGGUGCGCUUCCAAGCCCAGAUAAGGCUGGCUGAUGGUGAGAAGAGAUACAAUGGUACGCUGGAUGCCUACAAAACGAUAGCCAGAGAUGAGGGCGUACGUGGACUUUGGAAAGGCUGCUUGCCAAACAUCACCCGCAAUGCCAUUGUAAAUUGUGCCGAGCUGGUCACCUACGAUAUAAUCAAAGAACUGAUCCUAAAGUAUGACCUAAUGACAGACAACCUACCAUGCCACUUCACAGCUGCCUUUGGCGCCGGUUUCUGCACAACAGUUGUGGCUUCUCCAGUGGAUGUAGUUAAAACACGGUUCAUGAACUCAGGAACUGGCCAGUAUAGCAGUGCUGUCAACUGUGCCCUAACAAUGCUGAGAAAUGAAGGACCCACCGCUUUCUAUAAAGGGUUUAUGCCUUCUUUCCUGCGACUGGGAUCCUGGAACAUUGUGAUGUUUGUGACUUAUGAACAAAUUAAGAGGGGUAUGACCAGAGCAAAACAGUACUGGGAGUCGCCGUUUUAAAUCCACCUUGACAGACUGAGUUCAAGACUGGAGAGAUACAAUGGCCUAACCUGCAGUAGCAAACACUGCAUCAUGGUGGGAAAAAGAGAAAUGUAAGAGGAGGCCCAAAACAGACGGACAUAUAUGGUGAUGAGGCAGACGGGCACAUUGUUGAUGUGGCUCAGAUGCUGACUUUAUGAGUUAUAUGAGAUCAUAUGAAGACUUGUGGCAGGAAAAAAAAAACUGGGGACAUGGCUGCAAUGUCAGAAUGACUCAAAGAUGAGAGUAUAAA
This is a messenger RNA of Melanotaenia boesemani (Boeseman's rainbowfish), 1525 nucleotides long. Its product is annotated as mitochondrial uncoupling protein 2-like. The coding region runs from base 325 to 1254 and encodes 309 amino acids. The record is from RefSeq and is a predicted model, not a curated record. Gene Ontology annotation, molecular function: oxidative phosphorylation uncoupler activity. The transcript has 7 exons. Gene Ontology annotation, biological process: mitochondrial transport; adaptive thermogenesis; response to cold. Gene Ontology annotation, cellular component: mitochondrial membrane. Lineage: Eukaryota; Metazoa; Chordata; Actinopteri; Atheriniformes; Melanotaeniidae.